Spinacia oleracea (spinach) is the source of this 961-nucleotide messenger RNA. RefSeq names its product ubiquitin carboxyl-terminal hydrolase 3. The transcript is spliced from 9 exons. Bases 95 to 787 code for a protein of 230 amino acids. Gene Ontology annotation, cellular component: cytoplasm. Gene Ontology annotation, molecular function: cysteine-type deubiquitinase activity. Lineage: Eukaryota; Viridiplantae; Streptophyta; Magnoliopsida; Caryophyllales; Amaranthaceae. The record is from RefSeq and is a predicted model, not a curated record. Gene Ontology annotation, biological process: protein deubiquitination; ubiquitin-dependent protein catabolic process.
AUGAGAAAUGAGUAUAUAUAGCGUAGUUGAAUAGCUCCCAGUAGAUUUCAUUGCACAAACAAUCGGUUCCUUGUGAUCUUCGUUGGUGAUAAAAAUGGCUGAAACCCGUGCUAAGAAAAGAUGGCUUCCCCUUGAAGCUAAUCCCGAUGUCAUGAAUCAGUUUCUUUCGGGUCUGGGUUUGCCUGUAGAAGAAGCUGAGUGCAAUGAUGUUUAUGGUUUGGAUGAAGAAUUGCUCGAAAUGGUUCCAAAGCCGGUUCUUGCCGUACUUUUCCUUUACCCCCUUACUUCUCAGAGUGAAGCGGAGAGAGUGAAGGAGGAUAGUGUUGAAAAGGACUACAACAAAAAUGUUUACUUCAUGAAGCAGACUGUGGGAAAUGCUUGUGGAACUGUCGGGCUUCUACAUGCUCUUGGGAAUGUUACAUCGGAAAUCAAGCUUGAAGAAGAUUCCUUCCUGGAUAGAUUUUACAAAUCCACAGCGAACAUGGAUCCGUCAGAGCGUGCUGUAUUUCUUGAGAAAGAUACAGAAAUGGAAGUUGCUCACUGUGUAGCAGCUAGUGCUGGUGAUACUGAGGCCUCAGAUGAUGUGGACACUCAUUUUAUCUGCUUCUCAUGUGUUGAUGGUGAACUUUAUGAACUUGAUGGGAGAAGGGAAAGACCAGUAUCACAUGGACCAUCCUCACCAAGUACAUUACUUCAGGAUGCAGCAAAGGUCAUAAAGGGAAUGAUUGAGAAAAACCCUAAUUCUAUGAACUUCAAUGUCAUUGCUGUAUCAAAGGCGACUGCUUAAGCACUAGCAAGUUUGUUUAUACAAGUUUCAGUGCUUCCUACAAUGGUGUUUAGUGAUUAAAGCGGUUUUUUUUUUAAUCUUGUUAGAGAAAAUUUUCAUCCAGUGUACUAGAGUUUUGUAUCACACUUCACCUAAAGAAAUGUCGUUCUCACAUGCCAUCAAGUUGCUUGAUUA